Durusdinium trenchii is the source of this 615-nucleotide messenger RNA. The record is from the annotation of a GenBank genome assembly. Lineage: Eukaryota; Dinophyceae; Suessiales; Symbiodiniaceae.
AUGAAGGCAAUUUCGCGCUCCAAGUCCGACUCCAACUCCAAGCUCUCUGAAGAAGUUCAGGACACAUUGGCAAAGGCCAAAGCCAGAUCCAAAGCACGAGAUUCCGAAGAACGCCAGAGGACUCCGACCUUUGACCCAGCGGCUGAAGUCGGGGUCACUGAGCCAUUGGGAUUCUUCGAUCCGGCUGGUUUUUGCUCCAAAAUUGACAAGAUCAAAUUCCGUCAAUACCGCACCUCCGAGCUGAAGCAUGGCCGCAUCGCUAUGCUGGCAGCUGUAGGCCUUAUUGGGCAGCACUAUCUGCGUUUUCCUUUUGCCGUGUUCGACGAGCUUCCCAAUGGUGUUGGUGCAGUGUACGAAGUGCCCGGACAGAUUGGCCUCUUCACCCUCUUCGGGGUUGCGCUGCUUCCAGAGUUCAGCACGCCAGACGCAUCCAGAGAGGUUGGCGACUUUGGAGAUCCGCUUGGUUUCCAGCAGUUGACCUUCGGCUCCGACCUCCGAGACUUGCGAAAUCGAGAGCUGAACAACGGAAGGUUUGCCAUGUUUGCUACUAUUGGUAUUGUGGCAGCAGAGUUGGCAACAGGCAAAGAUGCAGUGGAGCAGCUUGGCUUUAAGUGA